This is a messenger RNA of Lactuca saligna, 1147 nucleotides long. The record is from the annotation of a GenBank genome assembly. Lineage: Eukaryota; Viridiplantae; Streptophyta; Magnoliopsida; Asterales; Asteraceae.
AUGGAUUCACUUGAAACAGAAACAAACAACAAAGACAAUGUUACAAUUGAAACAAGAACAGAAGACAAAGUAACACUUGCAACAGAAUCUAAACAUAAAGACAUAAUUUUAACAGAUAUAGAACUAAAAGUUGAAGACCUAAUGAGAGAAGGCAAAAACAAGGCCACACGAAACAAGGAGUUGCUUAAGGCUAUUGUGCAAGGGAGAUGGCGGGAAGUAGAAUCCACACUAAAAGAAGAUAAAGCCGCAGCCACAGAGGCAAUAAACAGUGAUGGCAACACAAUGCUUCAUAUAGCCGUUGGAAUAGGUCGUAACUUUCUCGUCAAUGAAAUAUUAUCGUUAAUCAAACCUGGACAAUUACCUAAAAUGGUAAAUUUAGAUGGAAGCACUGCCCUUCACAUUGCAGCAAUUGUUGGCAACACAGAAGCAGCAACGCUCUUGAUUGAAAAUGACAGACGUUUGUUGGAAAUUCAAGACCAUGAAGGUGAUACACCUUUGGAUAAAGCUUACCAGAAUAUGCAUCUUGACACCAUUGAUUUUUUGUUGAAAGCUGUGUACGAUAAUAUAAAACCCAAGAAACAGUCUUCUACUUUAGAGGAUUCUGUUAGCCCUGGUGUAGAACUAGGCGUUAACCUUCUUCUUAAUGCUGUUUCUGCAAAGAAAUAUGAUUUAGCAGCAGAGUUAGUCAAAAGUUUUCCAGAGUUUGCUGUGGAAAAUGAUGAUGUACUUCUGGCAAUAGCUAAAACUUUUCCAAUGGGGCUGGAUUACUGGGACACACUUAUAUAUCCAAGUAUGGGUGAUAUCUGUGAAAGUACAAUCAAGAGAGCCAAGGACUCGUUUAAAAUAUUAGUAGACUACUACGAAGGCAUGAUGUCUUUAAUGGAAGAUAUACCUGACGACGUGAUCAUUGGUACCAUACGACUGCUACUAUACUUCACAUUGAAAGGUCCAUUAGCGGUGCUUGCUUGGAUUUAUUUCAUGAUUCGCCUACUCAUAUCAAUGCUUUAUUUUCCAUUCAUUAUGUUUUAUUUCCUCUUCUGGAAGGUUGCAACAAGAGUAGUUCUACCCAUUAAGCAUAUCGAGAAGAAAAUGAAGGAAUAGAAAUCAGCAAAAGAAGUUCUAAAAUUGGUAUGUGAGGAAAUAGAGA